CAUAUGGCAUCUUUCAAGAUUCUACACCAGUCGUCUAGACAGUGGAGAUUGGUGGACAACGUUGAGGAUGUUGGGCGAUAUUUGAACAACCGCAACAGCCCAAAGAAACGAUAUCUGCUGUCAGAGCACGAUGCAUUUUCCGAAGGAGAGACAUUCCCAGUUGAACUGAGCCAGUACUUCAAUACACCCUCGUACAUAUUUUCCAAUGUGUACCGCAAUUCAAACGGGUUCUUCUUUUUUCAAGAGAUGGUGGAUGAUAGAGGGGCAUUAAAGACUCUGUACACACAGUCUCGGUUUCUCGUAAAACAAAUCAAUCGCUGCUCUGUAUCCGGUUACCAAUGGUCAGAAAUGACAUUCUUCUCUUACUGGACAUCUGAACAUAGUACUAUUCUCUGCAUGGGGGUUCCUUCAUCUUUCUCGGGGUCUUUGACCUCAAUUCUCUCAAAAUUACCUGAGAACAAUAUCGCAUCGAGCGCUUACGCCGCGUAUGUUCCUCUUAUAGAGACACUUGUAACGAUGCACGACGGAUCUAUAUGGGACUUUCGAGACGAGAUUCGGAGUAUCGAAAAGGCUCGCUCGCCAUCAGAUUACAACACGUCCCCCUUCACCGCCAUGCACGACACCGCGCGUCACGCAAUCCACAGCGUAGAAACCCUCAGUGUAUCCGUAAAAACCCUCGAAGCAAUUUCUGCGCACAUCUCCGCCCUCUCACUGGCCGAUCAUCAGCAUCAUAGCUACCAUCAAGCUCUUCAAGCAAGGCGAAGAGUACAGACCCACAUCGCAUCGCAGACUUUGAUGCUUAAAAAUUUGCUAUUGCGUUCUCAGUCUAACGAGAAGCGCUUGCAGAAUGAGAUCUCGCUGUCAUACAAUAUGAUAGCGCUCCGCGAUAGUGGAAUCAUGACACGGAUCAGCGAGUCCGCAAAGCUCGACAGCAGCGACAUGCGCGCUAUCGCUCUUGUAACCAUGGCUUUCUUGCCUCCUACUUUCAUCUCGGCAGUCUUCAGCACUAGCUUCUUCCAUUACGAGCCCAGUAAUAGCAACGGAGUCGACGACUCGACGCAGUGGACAGUCUCGGGUCAUUUCUGGGUCUACUGGGCGUUUGCUAUACCCCUGACCCUUCUCACCAUGGGACUGUGGUUGUUCUGGGAGCGCGCGAGGAACAGGGUUUGGAACAAGGGGAAGGAAUUGAGAGGCGUCUGGAGAAAUUGA
Messenger RNA from Periconia digitata, 1209 nucleotides. NCBI's taxonomy places the organism in Eukaryota, Fungi, Ascomycota, Dothideomycetes, Pleosporales, Periconiaceae. The record is from the annotation of a GenBank genome assembly.